GCGGGGCGCACACGGCGCGGGGCUGCUGCUGGGCUAUCCCCCUUCCGCCGCCGCUCCCCGGGCGGCAGCUCCGGCCCGCGGCCAUGCGCCAGCGCCGCGCUGAGCGGCCGAGCGGCGGGGCUGCACCGCCGCCGUGUCCCGCGGCAGCGGCGUGAAGCGGCGUGAGGAUGAAGCGGGCGAGGCGGGCCGCGCCGGGCCCCCUGCCCCUUCUGGGGCUGCUGCUGCUGGGUGCCCUGCCGGGGCUCUGGACGGUGCUGCUGCGGCGGGAGGCGGCGGCGCAGCCGGAGCCGGAGCCGCGCCCGCCCGCGGAGCCACUCCCGGGGCGGUGGGGCUGGGGACGCUCCCCGGCGGCGCGGGGCGAGUCCGGCGGCGGCGGCCAGAAAACUUUCCGGACGCUACUGGCGGUGCCGGAGGCGGCGACGGGUCGGGAGGAGCGGGGCGGCGAAGAGCGGUUCGCUGUAACCGGCUCCUUGCCGCCGGCCGGUACCGCCUCUCCGGUGGAGCGGGGCAUCUUCUGGAGCCGUGAGCUAGAGGAGCAGGUGCCGCCGGGCUUCGCGGCGGAGGAGGCGGCGGCGUGGCUCUCGGCCGCCCGCGCCGCCCGUGUGUCCUCGCUGGAGCGGGGCGGCUGCGGGCGCAGCUCCAACCGGCUGGCCCGGCUGUCGGACGGGAGCCGCGCCUGCGUCCGCUACGGCAUCAACCCGGAGCAGAUCCAGGGCGAGGCGCUCUCGUACCACCUGGCCGGGGUGCUGGGCAUGCAGGAGCGGCUGCCGCCCAUGGCCCUCGCCCUGGUGGAGGCCCGCGGGCGGCAGUGGGAGCCGGUGCGGGAGGAGCUGCGCGGCUCGCAUUGGGCCGAGGGCGCCGUGGUCAGCCUGACCCGCUGGGUGGACAAUCUCACCGCCGUGGUGGCACCCCCGCCCUGGGGCGCCGAGGCGGGCGCCGGUCGGCGGCUGGAGCCGCUGUCGGCGGGAGACUUGGGCGGGCUGUCGGCGUCGCAGCUGGUGGAGCUGGUGCAGUGGAGCGAUCUGAUCCUCUUUGACUACCUGACGGCCAACUUCGACCGCCUGGUCAGCAACCUCUUCAGCCUGCAGUGGGAUCCCCGGGUGAUGCGCCGUGCCACCAGCAACCUGCUCCGCGCCCCCGACGGCGGGCUCGUCUUCAUGGACAACGAGGCGGGUCUGGUGCACGGCUACCGCCUCCUCGCCAUGUGGGACCCUUACAACGAGCCGCUGCUCCGCUCCGUGUGCGUGUUCCGCGAGGGCACGGCCCGCCGCGUCGCGGAGCUGCACCGCCGCCGCAGCGCCGCCGCCGAGCUGCGCCGCCGGUACCGGGCGCGGGAGCCGCUCUGGGCGCGCCUCGGCUUCCUCUCGGAGCGCCAGGCAGAGAUGCUGCAGGCCCGCGUCGACUUCGUGCACCGCCACAUCGCCCAUUGCCGCGCACAGGCCGCCGUGCUCUGAUGGCCCCGGGCCGGUCGGAAACGGGCGGCGAGAGCUCCAGCUUUCCUCUCCUCCAAGGCAGCGGGACUUGCCCCGGCAGCUGCCGAAAGCAGGAGCUGACCCAGCGUGCCACCUCGGUGCUCGGCGCCCCGUAAUCGCUGCGACUGCCGGGGAUGGGGGGGUGGGGUGCAGAGGAUGGGAACGGCGGGAAUCACAGGCUAUUUGCCUGCCGGGGCUGUCGAGAGGAGCGAUUAACUAGCGUUUGUCAAGAUCCCUGAAGAUGCAGAACGCAAUCGGUAUAAUUAUGGCCGAGUUUCGUUCCAGGACUCUGCCCUCAGAGUUCGGAAAAAAAAAAAUGAGAGAGUUCAGCAUUAUUAGUGCUUUCCUUAACUUUCUUGGUGCACUUGCCCUCAUAAGAAACCCCAUAGGAAAGCUGUUUCUUUGUCUGGAUUGCGGUCGAGUACCUCUUCCAAAGGACGCAGGCAGAAACGUUUUUUUAUAUAUUCUUUCUUUUGCAAUGGCAUAUUUAAGUAUGAAUGUUGAUAUUCACAGACCAAGAACUGAUUGCACAAUAGGGAAGCCCCUAACUAGCAAAACUGCCCUAUUUAUGAAACUUGUUCCCUACCGAUUAACGAAAGUGAACCUUUCCACUGAUUGUUAAAUCUUGUCGGUGAGAAGUGUAUAGGAAGCUGAUACUCCCUUAGCUCUUAGUUUUUGUUGUGGUUGCAUCAGGUUAAACUGUUUUCAUUCUAAGCAUUUGCUUGUAAUCAUCACCAUCAUCUUUUCAUCUGACCAGUAAAGUAACUGACUAAUGGGUGGCACAAGAGGAUCUCCCAUUUUUAAAAAAUGCUAUGUGCUAAGACUUUGACACAAUAGUUAAAAGUGGAGAAAAAACUGUUUCAUGCACUUUACUUUGACUUUUUAAUAUUUUUUUUAUAGAAAAAGACCUUUUUAUUUUACAAAGUCUGGUUUUUAUGUACAUUAUAUAUGUUAAUAAGUUUUUCUGUAACAUACUAAAGAAACUGAUAUUUCAGUAAAGUGUGUUAAUGUUUUGCC
Empidonax traillii (willow flycatcher) is the source of this 2489-nucleotide messenger RNA. It is a transcript of the gene FJX1, whose product is annotated as four-jointed box kinase 1. The record is from RefSeq and is a predicted model, not a curated record. Gene Ontology annotation, biological process: cell-cell signaling. The transcript has a single exon. Lineage: Eukaryota; Metazoa; Chordata; Aves; Passeriformes; Tyrannidae. Bases 168 to 1454 code for a protein of 428 amino acids.